GUGACACCUACAUGAAAUUUCCGAAAUCAUGGGGAAGGCAGAAUAAUUUACAGUACAGUAUUGUAAUCAGAUCCAGAGGGAGGAAUGUCAGCAUUUUUCCCGUUCUGUUCAGCCAUUCUCUGCCUCGUUGCCGGGAAAGUUCUUGGAACUGUUCUCGCAUAUUUCGCUUCAAAACUGCUGCUAGGGGAGAAAUUCCAGGGCGAAGAAAACGAUCGCUUGGAAUACUUCAACCAGCUGGUUCGUAAAUAUGAAAACGGGAAGCUUACAAUUUUCCUGACGAGAUUGCAGAUGAACGAUGACGAGUUGUUCCCUCAGACCUUCGUCAACUACGCAGCACCGAUUUGUAACGUG
This is a messenger RNA of Notodromas monacha, 351 nucleotides long. NCBI's taxonomy places the organism in Eukaryota, Metazoa, Arthropoda, Ostracoda, Podocopida, Cyprididae. The record is from the annotation of a GenBank genome assembly.